CCUGCCGCGACGUUCCAAAUUUACGCUAACUCUGGACCCAGAACCUAAAAUCGAAUUUCGUGAUUUGUGAGUGUUCGAAAUGAUCAAGACAUAGGCCGACAGUCCGUCACAUCCCAAAGAAACCUUAAACGGUUUCGGUACAUCCUAGGCCGCCCUUACCAAGACAUUCCUACUAGGUAUGCUUGAUUCUCCAUCUGUAUGCAUACAUGUCACGGUAUGCUGGCAAUCCUAGCCUCAAACUUUAGGCAACUCGGAUCAUGCAGUCAUUCCAAGUUGCAAAUAGGCGUACUGCACUAACUCAAGUUAUCAAACUGUCGAGUACUGCACCCAUAAUUGGUGGCGUCCUUCUUCCGAUAGGUAUAUAUACCGGCCAGGAGCCACACAGCAGUCUCCAACAUGACUGAGCAGCGCCCCCCACAUGCUACGCUUCCCCAGCUAUCGCCCGAACCACCACAGUAUACUCUUCCAGAGACCUUUAACAUCGGACAACGUAGCACGCGACACCUCAUCCGCCCAGAUCAGCUCAGGGCCCAUCUUCAGCUUCUGGCAGCGUUCAGCCACCUUGAGCAGCGCGUCGCUGCCAGCGAGAGCCUUAUUGCGGGAUUAGAGUCGGACAGCGAGAAACGCUGGGUAUGGUUUGUCAAUUUGGCUGUUGAACGGUUUGAGAGGUGGUGUCUGACAAUCAAGCAAUCUGACACAGUAGAGCAACAUUUACCUCCAAUCGAUGUCAUUAUGGUGUGGCACGCCUACCUUCUGAAUCCGAGCUGGUAUGCGGAAGACACCACGCGGAUCUCCAAGCUCAAACCUCUCGUUCAUUUCACUGAUUACUUUCCUAACCUUCUCGCUAACCCUGGUCUGUUAACCACUGACGCGCCACAACAUGGACGCGUCUCUGCUUGGGAACGCAGUACCAAAUUACCGUAUGAUCCAUUCGCAUCUGCUGCGUAUCUCACACACAAAUCUAUCGAGUGCCCUUACUGUUAUCGCACUAUUCUUUCGCCGUUCUUCAAGCCUGAUGGGAAGGGAUAUACCCAGAGCGACUUUACCAUCGACUGCAUAUGCGCUAAGCCGAUUACUAAAGAACUUCUCGGCCUUCACAAGUUUGUGAAAAACAUAGUCGAAUCAGAAGCACCUGAUGCAUAUUUGGCUGGAACUCUUCAUACACCACAUAGCACCCACGACACUGCACACGCAAACAUGAUCAAGAAGCGCAUCCUCAGCUUAAAUGUCAUUUGCCAGAAGAAUAAGGCAAGUGAACCCACGCACCAGAUCUUGACAAACGUCCAGUAUGACACUGCGCUCAUGCGUCGCGCGCUGAACGUACAAUUGAAGCCAAUAUGGUGGAAUAAGAUAAUGGGUGCCUACACGGACGACAGGGUGUUUUCACUCGAUUUGGUCGGUGCUGUCCUCCGGCAAGCCUCAUUUGUGAAGAAGAUGGUCAACCUUGGGUGGACCGAGCCAGGAUAUUUCGCUAACGAGGUGGACGCAGUGGCACUGCAACAUUGCGUAGCUCGGUAUCACGCCUUUUUAAACAUCAUGGCAGAGUCUCCUGACUCAUUCCUCGUGCCCACGCUCGACAUCGAUCUCGGGUGGCAUACUCAUCAACUCAUGGCGAGUCAGUAUCAAAUGGACUGCCUCUCGCUCGUAGGACGACAUGUUGAUCACGAUGAUAAAGUAGAAGAAGGUCACCUCGCGACCUCCUUCGACCUCACCUGUCGUGCUUGGAACGACCAUUAUCACGUACCCUACAUGCACUGCGGGUGUCCACUGCCAGGUGACACAAUCGGCCAAAAGCUCCGACGUCUCAUCUCCUUUCAAACCACCAGCAGCAUGCUUUUACUCCCUCCCAAAUCUGACACAUGUGCUGCUACGCACCCAAGCGAUCACAACGCCGUGUUUGUCCUAAAUAACACAUACACAAGCCUACAUCACAGGGAGAACCGUACACGCAAGGCAGAGAAAAGGAAGCUGCGGGAAGAGCGGAACGGGAAGGCUGUGGAGAGAUAUGAGAAUGUUGAUCAUGGGAUUGCAUUUUUAUAUCCUGUGCCGAUGUUUCAGUACUACCCUGGUGGAUGCGUUGCUGCUGCUGGAUCGGUGGUGAAUGGAGGUUCGGGGUGUGCGACGGUGAGUGUUGUUGUUGUGUUUGGAGAAUGAGGUGUGUUGAUACCAGGCUUAUAGGGUGCAGGCAGCUGUUCUAUUGAUACUUCACAUAGUGCGGUUAUUUGCGGAGGUGGUGGCGGAGUCAGUUGUGGAGGAGG
Suillus plorans is the source of this 2258-nucleotide messenger RNA. RefSeq lists its product as uncharacterized. The coding region runs from base 397 to 2154 and encodes 585 amino acids. NCBI's taxonomy places the organism in Eukaryota, Fungi, Basidiomycota, Agaricomycetes, Boletales, Suillaceae. The record is from RefSeq and is a predicted model, not a curated record. The transcript is spliced from 12 exons.